AUGAAUGGUUUUACAUUGACCUUUGUUGACAAAAAUUUAGAGAAGAAGUAUUAAGAGAACUAUUCACUUGAAUUAUUUGGUGUUUUCAGAUAUACAAUGGGAUUAAUGUCUAUAUCAAACAUUAUCUUAAGUAUGUUUUUGAUAUAAAGAGACAAAACAUUAAUAGGCUAUAUUUUAAUUUCAAUUAGCUGUUCAUGGACAUUAAUUUUUUAUUAUCUAAAGAUGAAAUAAUACUAUAUAUCCUUGAUUGGUUAUCUGAUUUCAACCCUCAGUUUAUUUGCUUCAUUUUAUCAUUUGAUACCCUUAUAUUACCCAGAUUUUACUGAUGAAUAAUAUGAAUGGAUAUUUGAUAUUUCAUAGUUCUUGGCAUUGAAUUUCGCUUUAACCCCAAAUUUUAUGUUAAAUCAAAUAUUAUAACUGAUAUGCAUAUUUUCACGAUUGUUUAUGCGUAACUAUAAUUAUAUAAAUCCUUAUUCAUUUAUUUUUGCUCUCUAUUUAAUACUCUUUUGGUAAAAAGAAUAUUUUAGACAGAAACACAAUAGAUCAUUAUUUUUAUUAAAUGAGCAGUAAAAAUCAUCUUUUUCUAUUUGGAAUGAUUUAGUAGAUGAAAAAAUAGUCUUAUUAACAUAUAAUGAACUUUGGGAGAGAAUAGAAUUAUUACAUGCAAAUAAAUCAAUGAAUGGAUAUAUAAAACUUGAAAAUAAGGAUUUUUUAAAAGAUUUUAUGGUUGUGAAUACUAAGAUAAGUCUUAAUUAAUAUUUAUAAGAGAGAGUAAGAGAUAAAACAAGAGAGUGUUAGAUAAGAGUUAUACAUAUGAUAAAGAAGGAUAGAUUUAUAGUGAAUUGUGUGAUAAAUAAAUUUGUUGAUUUUAGAAUUACAAUAAAAUUUUAAGAGUGUUAAUCAUCUAUAAUCUAAUAAUGUAAUAAUAAUGCUUAUUUGAGAAUAUUAUAGAAAAUAAAAAAGAUUAAUAAAAAAUUAUAUUACAAGGAGAAUUUGAGAAACUUACUAUAUACAUCAUAUUAUAUUAAAGAAAGGAUUGUUGAAUAGGUAGAGCAAUUAAAAUUUUAUAAAUUGAGAUUAUUUACGGAUAUUAUUUUAAAAAAAGAUAAUAUUCGUAUUAAUUUUGAAAUUAAGCAAUUUUCAACAGUACUUCCAUUAUUUUAUACAUUACUAUUCUGUUUAAUGAAAAUUUAUGAUAUAACAGACAUUUCUUUAAAAGAAUAGAAUAAAAAUAAUAUUUAAUUAAUAAUAAAUGGAAAGGAUAUGGACAUUCCUAUUCAUCAAUUUAAAGUUUGUAAAAAGAUAGUCAGUCAUUUAUUAUAUUAAAUAGGAUAAGAUGAAUGUGAUUAUCAAUAGAAUUUUUGUUGUUUGACUUUAGUUAAUCAACCAGAUAUAAUGGAGUAGACUUCAAAAAAUGAAUAAUUAGUAACAUUCAGUAAUAUUAUGUGA
Molecule: messenger RNA, 1449 nt
Organism: Paramecium pentaurelia
Lineage: Eukaryota; Ciliophora; Oligohymenophorea; Peniculida; Parameciidae
Source: the annotation of a GenBank genome assembly